Messenger RNA from Cucurbita pepo subsp. pepo (vegetable marrow), 3077 nucleotides. NCBI's taxonomy places the organism in Eukaryota, Viridiplantae, Streptophyta, Magnoliopsida, Cucurbitales, Cucurbitaceae. The record is from RefSeq and is a predicted model, not a curated record.
AUGGAGACUUUCUACAAUGGAUUAAAUAUUGCUACUAAACAAGUAGUUGAUGCUUCCGCCAAUGGAGCUAUUUUGUCAAAGACAUACAAUGAAGCAUAUGAGAUUUUAGAGAGAAUAGCAUCUAACAAUUGUCAAUGGGCCGAUGUGAGAAGCAACCCAGGAAGGAAGACUCAAGGAGUACUUGAAGUUGAUGCUUUGUCCUCUAUCAAUGCUCAACUAGCUUCGGUGACUAAUAUUUUACAAAAUCUAGCGUUGGGGCAAGACUCCAAUAUCAAAGCACCAGUCCAUACAGCUGCUGUAAUUAACCAGACAGCAGCCGAAUCUUGUGUAUGUUGUGGAGAGGAACACACCUUUGAUCAAUGUUCAAGCAAUCUGACCUCAAUUUUCUAUGUCGGGAAUCAAGUUAGUCAAGGCAACCCGAAAAAUAACCCCUUCUCAAAUACUUAUAAUCCGGGGUGGAGAAAUCAUCCAAAUUUCUCAUGGAAGGGACAAGGCUCGUACAACCAACAAAUGCCCCCUAAAGCAAAUUACCCUCCGGGUUUUGGAUUACAAAAUCAAUUGACAUAUGGUUCUCAACAAGCCACCACCCAAGGGGAAGGAACUAGCCAAGCUCAACACAUACCGGGAACAUCGCUUGAGAGCCUAAUAAAGGAAUAUAUGGCUAAAAAUGAUGCUGUGAUACAAAGUCAACAAGCAUCAUUGCGAAAUUUGGAAGUUCAAGUAGGUCAAUUAGCAAAUGAGUUACGAAAUAGACCUCUUGCUUUGAAGCAAAUGCCAAAUUAUGUGAAAUUCUUGAAGGAUGUGCUCACCAAUAGAAGAAAGUUUGAAGAAUUCAAGGUGGUACCAUUGAAUGAAGAGUGUAGUGCAAUAUUGAAAAACAAGAUCCCGCUAAAGGAGAAAGACCCCGGUUCAUUCACAAUUCCAAUAUCAAUAGGAGGGAAGAAGCUAGGUCGAGCAUUAUGUGAUUUGGGAUCAAGCAUUAAUCUAAUGCCGCUGUCUAUUUACAAAAAGUUAGGUAUUGGUGAAGCUAGACCAACUACAGUCACUCUUCAACUAGCAGAUCGAUCUUUCACUUAUCCCGAAGGAAAGAUUGAGGACAUCUUAAUUCAAGUUGACAAAUUCACAUUUCCUGCAGAUUUUAUCAUUUUAGAUUAUGAAGCCGAUCAUGAUGUUCCAAUUAUUUUGGGGAGGCCAUUUUUAAAGACCGGAAGAACAUUAGUCGAUGUCUACAAAGGAACCAUCACGUUAAGAAUGGGUGACCAAAAAGUUGAAUUUAAUAUCAAUGACAGCAUGAAAUAUCCAGCAGUGACAAAAGAAUGCUCAGCAGUGUAUGAAUUGACAGAACAACCAGCGACCGAGGAAUGGGAUGAUGGGGAAAGCGGGCAGGAAGAAGACAGCAGCUGGAAUGACAGAAUAGAACAGUUAGCAGUUUUAGGUGAAUUCAACAGAACUUUUGAGUCACUAGAAUGUGAGGGAAGAAAGAGUUCACCGAUGAGACCAUCUAUUGAGGAAGCGCCGCAGCUGGACUUGAAACCACUACCACCUAACCUUAAGUAUGCUUAUUUAGGUGACAAGAAGACACUACCCAUCAUCAUCUCAGCGACACUAUCCUCGACUCAAGAGGAUAUGCUCCUAGAAACAUUGAAGAAGCACAAGGGGGCGAUAGGUUGGACAUUGGCGGAUAUAAAAGGAAUUAGCCCUUCACUAUGCAUGCACAAAAUACAAUUGGAGGAAGGAAAAGUUAAGUCCAUUGAGCAACAAAGACGAUUAAAUCCCAUGAUGAAGGAGGUUAAAGGAGGGAUAACAGUAAUGGCAAAUGAGAACAAUGAGUUGAUCUCCACUAGAAUAGUGAAUGGAUGGAGAAUUUGCAUGGAUUAUAGAAGGCUAAACAAAGCGACACGUAAGGAUCAUUUUCCCUUACCAUUCAUUGAUCAAAUGCUUGAUAGGCUUGCUGGAAAGUCACAUUAUUGCUUCUUGGAUGGUUAUUCGGGAUACAAUCAAAUUACAAUCAGUCCAGAAGAUCAAGAGAAAACUACAUUCACAUGCCCAUAUAGAAUUUUUGCCUUUAGACGAAUGCCCUUUGGACUAUGUAAUGCUCCAGCGACAUUUCAACGUUGCAUGAUGGCCAUUUUUACAGAUAUGGUAGAAACAUUUAUGGAGAUAUUCAUGGAUGAUUUUUCGGUUUAUGGAGAAUCUUUUGAGACUUGUUUGUGCAAUUUAGGGAAGGUUCUACAAAGAUGUGAAGAGAAGAAUCUUGUACUGAAUUGGGAAAAAUGUCAUUUUAUGGUCAAUGAGGGAAUAGUGUUAGGCCACAAGAUCUCAAGAAGAGGAAUAGAAGUUGAUAGAGCCAAGAUAGAAGCUAUUGAAAGAUUGAAUCCACCUACGUCAGUUAAAGGUAUAAGAAGCUUUUUGGGCCAUGCAGGGUUUUAUAGGAGGUUUAUUAAAGAUUUCUCCAAGAUUGCAAAACCAUUGUGUAGUUUGUUGGAGUCAAAUAGAAAAUUCGUUUUUGACAAACAAUGCAUGACUGCCUUCCAAGCAUUAAAGACAGCGCUGACCACAGCUCCUAUAAUGUCAACACCCGAUUGGAAUUCACCAUUUGAGUUGAUGUGUGAUGCUAGUGGCCAUGCUGUGGGGGCAAUGUUAGGACAGAAAAAGGGGAAGGUACUUCAUCCUAUCUAUUAUGCCAGCAAAACGUUGAAUUAGGCUCAAGUGAAUUAUACAACCACUGAAAAAGAAUUGUUGGCCGUAGUAUUCGCUGUUGAAAAGUUCAGAGCUUAUUUAUUUGGAGCGAAGGUGAAAGUGUACACUGACCACGCAGCAAUCAAGCACCUAAUGAUGAAACCGAAUGCCAAGCCAAGAUUAAUUAGAUGGAUUCUACUGUUACAAGAGUUCGAGAUAGAAAUCGUGGACACGAAAGGAGCUAAUAAUCAUGUAGCGGAUCACUUAUCUAUAAUGGAGAACAUGGAAGAAAAGGUCAAUAGCAAAGAAAUUGAUGAUGCAUUUCCGGAUGAACAGCUGCUUGGGAUAAACAGCAAUAGCAGCAGCUACAGCAGUAGCAGAAUGACAGCAACUCCAUG